This is a messenger RNA of Lineus longissimus, 3757 nucleotides long. Its product is annotated as apoptotic chromatin condensation inducer in the nucleus-like. Lineage: Eukaryota; Metazoa; Nemertea; Pilidiophora; Heteronemertea; Lineidae. Gene Ontology annotation, cellular component: precatalytic spliceosome; ASAP complex. The record is from RefSeq and is a predicted model, not a curated record. Gene Ontology annotation, molecular function: RNA binding. The coding region runs from base 2 to 2581 and encodes 859 amino acids. Gene Ontology annotation, biological process: RNA splicing. The transcript has 14 exons.
CAUGGCGGACGGAGAAGCUGGUUCUUUGGUCCUCGGUGGAAGGCCUAUUGGCGAACUCAGGGUCGCUGAUCUGAAAAAGGAACUGGAAGGAAGGGGUUUAUCAAAGACAGGAGUUAAGAAAGAAUUAGUACAACGACUUUCAGAGUCUCUUCUCAAAGAACGAGGCAGUGAGUCUGGAGAUGAUAGCGAUGGACACCAAGAAAGAGGAAGAAAACAAAAUGCAGGUCGUGGCCACUCAUCAUCAAGGUCUUCUUCAGGUUCAUCAAGUUCAGGGUCAGAGUCACGUUCAAGGUCACGAAGCAUUGAUGAUAAGUCAAGUUCUAGUUCUGACUCCGAGUCGAGGUCAAGGUCGCGGUCUGCGUCUUCAAGUUCAUCCUCGGCUCCAGGCUCCCCAUCACCAAAGAAACAGAGUUCAUCCAAGAAGAUGGAAAAACCGGGGCGGGGUGUGGACAAUGGCACGUCACGAGUUGAAGAGAUGAAAGAAUCCUCAGCGCAGCGCAGUCCUCUCAAGUUGAAGAUCAGGAUGGAUAUGGCAUCACCAGAGAGAAGCCAUGUUGAAACUGUCGUCCCUCUGGCAUUCAAGGAGAAGAAGAAAGAACCAAAGGCUGUGGAAAAACAGGCGCCAGAGCCCUCAAAACCUGAAGCAGAUACAACUAAGGACGAAAAACAACCUAAAGUUGAAGAGGAAGACAUGGACGUCGGGAGCCCCCAGAAGGAAAAAGAUGUUGAAGUAGAGAGCCCCAAGAGAAGGAUUUCCAUUGAGGAUUCUCAAGGGGAUAAGAGGAUCACGGUCGAUAGCUCCAAAGAAGAUCAGCAAAUUGCAGUGACAAGUGUGAAGGAUGAUCGAAGGAUUGUUCAGGAGAAGGAAGAAGAUGAGUCCAACGACAGCCAGCCAAACUCAACCACAACGGAUGUUCUUGAUGUGAAGGAGACUGAUGAGAUUGAAAGGAAGGAAGAGGAUUUGAAGCAGGAGCCUCGGCCACCGAGGAAACGCCGCUGGGGCGGUCGCAAGGUCUCACCCAAGAGACAAAUAUCGAUCUCGUCCGAAUCUCUAAAGGGUCUGAUUCCUGAUGUGAAGCCAAUCUUGGCCGUGGACACACCAGCAGAGGUAGAAGUGGUGAAGGAAGAGGCUGCGUCAGACCAUGAGAAGGAGGAUGGAGAGGCUGAAGAUGACGGGGAUGAUGACGAUGAGCACAAGGAUAUGAAGAUCAGGAGGACAGUCACACAGGUUGUCAGCAGUGAAGACAGACGUGAAGUACUGGCUGAGGAGGAUCAUUUGAAGGUGCAGGAAGAUAUGGAGAUACCUGACGUUGAACCCAAAGUCAAAUCUCCACCACAGAUCAUCCGUAAACUCAGUCGUAGUAAGCCUCUAGUGGUGGCAGACGAACCCCAGAAGGCACGCCGGUCACCGUCGCCACCAAAACAUCCGACCAGCCGUGUCAUCCACAUCAGAAACUUGGUGCGACCGUUCACACUGCGGCAGCUGAAGGAGCUUCUGGAGAGGACAGGCAAGCUGACCGAGGGCGGCUUCUGGAUCGAUAAGAUUAAGAGUCACUGUCUUGUCAUGUAUGAAACUGAUUUGGACGCCUCGAAGACUAGACAAGCAUUACACAACACAAAAUGGCCGCUUUCUAAUCCAAAGAAUCUCAGUGUUGACUUCUCCACAGAGGCAGAGCUUGAAAAUUUCCAGGAUGCUGAUAAGCCAAUCAAAAGAGAGGUUCCAAAUGAGGCUGCCGUCAGAGAUCGUGAGCGAGAACGGCGGGAGAAAGAGCGCGACAUGGAUCAGCGUAAUCGCCGUGAGCCACCAAUAGAAAGACGGCCAUCCGGCCGGGAAUGGGAUCGUGCAAAGGUCGUGCAGAGGUCACCGAGUCCACGAGUGAAAUCUCGCGACAGGUCAAGGUCACGAGAACCCAAACGGCAGCCGAAAGAGAGUCGCGUGAAAGAGAGGAAGGAGCGUAAGGAGAAGAAGGUUCAGGAUGAGGAGCCGCCAGCCAAGCUGCUCGAUGAUCUGUUCAGGAAGACCAAGGCAACACCAUCGGUCUACUGGCUCCCACUCACAGAGCAACAGGCUCUAGAAGGUGAGCGUCGUCGCAUCCAGGAGGCGCUGGAUCGAGACAAGAGACGACAGGAGUUGGAGGAAAGGAUGCAUGCGGAGAGGAAGAAACGAGAGAUGGAGAGACUCGACAGGAGGAAGCGGGAACAAAUGGCACAACGAAAACGGAUCGACACAAAAUGGAGGAAGACAAUGCGAGUGGAGAAUAUCAACAAAGCCAAUCUCAUCAAGUUGGGGUACCGCGACCUGGCGCACUGGUUGGAGGACGAUAAUCAUGUCUACGUUGGACGCAACUUACACAAGAUGGUGCCCAGCUACUCAAAGCCUGGCGGUGAAAAGUGGGGCAACCCAUUCAAUAUGCAGACUUACUCAAGGGAGGAAUGUUGUCAGAGGUUUGAGCAGUAUGCCCGGGAGAAACUUGUCGGACAGUUGCACGAGUUGACAGGGAAAGUGUUGGGGUGUUGGUGUCAUCCACUCGCAUGUCACGGGGAUGUGCUGAUCAAGUUACAUAAGGAAUUCAUCGGGUAGGAUUGCAUUGCCUUGGAACGGACUGAAUCUGACUGACUCCAUUGGUGAAAUGUUAAACACAUCUUUGGCUGUGGUGUCAUACCAGUGCACUUUAUUUUAUUUCAGGGUGUCAUCAAAUUGUAACUUAUUCAUUUAACUGAGCAUUGACAACCCCGUAAGAGUGAUUUUAGUUUUGCUGCCAUUCGGCGAUUGACAGUCGAUGUGAAAAAAAGGGUGUGUGAAGCAUUCCGGUUUUACAGUCUCUUCUGGCUUCUCAUUCAGCGGCUGCCUUGAAAGAGUCAUUUGAUGAAAACAUUGGACAUGACUGAUUGGUUUGAAAUAUUACAAGUUUAUUUAUACGGAUUGUUAGAUUAUAACGAUUUAUUCGAUUUGGAAUAAACAAGAGAAAUUAUUGCAAAAUCGUAGUAAGUGAAAUAUCGAGUACAGGGGGUCACAAAAAACAAUCAAUCCUGAUGGUAUCAGGAACAACUUUAUUCUAUAAAUUAUCUAAGUCAAAACCAGUGUUUUUCCUGGCAUUUGAUUUGAACGCGUCGGACCUACCACUGUUCAUCAAGUUUUUGGCACAGCCACCAAUUAAGUUGGAUGCUUUUUAAAAAGCCAUAUUUACAUAGUUCCAUUAUGCAUUUUAAAUGGUUUUUGAGCCAUCUGAAUGCAUUGUAUGGUAGUUCAAAUGAUUCAUGGAGCUGUUUGGAAUGAUUUCAAAUUUGUUUUGAACUUGGCAGCCUGAGAUGGCGCCGUUUCAAAGGUGAUGGCUCCACGCGUUCAAAACAGUCAGGGAAGACACUCCAGGGUGGCCCAGAAUUAUUUUCCCUCACACAAUGGAUACACAAUAGAAUUCUAUUGUCCAAAGGAAAAUAAUUCUGGGCCACCCUGUAUAUACAUAAUUCUAAUUUUAGAGUGGUACCCUGCAGAUAAUAGAUAUACAUUGUACAUACUUUUAUCAGUGAAGCAGAAAUAAAAUAGGAUUUGUGUACAAUUCCGGUUAGUGAGUUUUUACUUUAUCAAGGUGAAUAAGGGGUUCACCCUACAAUUGAAAGUGUUAUUGUCCAGAACUUGGGGCCCAAUGUAUCUAACAAGGGGAUCAUUCCAACGCAAGGCCAGGCUAGAAAUCCAGGCUCUUCUCAGCCGUCAAUGGGACUAGAAUCCUGGUGGUUUGUAUUUGGUUCCUAUCUGUGG